Schistocerca nitens (vagrant locust) is the source of this 639-nucleotide messenger RNA. RefSeq lists its product as uncharacterized. The transcript has a single exon. Gene Ontology annotation, biological process: chromatin remodeling. Gene Ontology annotation, cellular component: nucleus. NCBI's taxonomy places the organism in Eukaryota, Metazoa, Arthropoda, Insecta, Orthoptera, Acrididae. The record is from RefSeq and is a predicted model, not a curated record. Bases 1 to 639 code for a protein of 212 amino acids.
AUGCUUAAAAACAGACCUGUCAACAUUGCCUGCAUCCAGGAGACCAAGUGGAAAGGUUCAAAGGCGAAAGAAAUCGGAGAUGGCUACAAACUCAUCUAUCGUGGUACCAGAACACGAAAUGGCGUAGCAAUAGUUGUCGACCAGGACUUCCGUAACAAUGUCACCAGUGUCCACAGGGUGUCAGAAAGGCUUAUGUCUAUCAAGAUUGAUUCAACAGCUAUCACUGCCCACGUUGUAUCUUGCUAUGCACCUCAAACUGGAUGCACUGAGGAUGAGAAGGACAAGUUUUGGAACAGUCCGGAUGUCCUCCUUCGAGAAGUUCCCCAGGAUGAGUCCAUUAUUGUUGGAGGAAAUUUAAACGGACAUUUCAGGGCUCACAAAGAAGGAUAUAUGCGAUGCCAUGGAGGACAUGGGCUCGGUGUGUGGAAGGAUGAUGGAUGUUGGAUACUUGAUUUUGCAGAAUCUCAUGAUCUCAUUGUGACCAACACAUACUUCAAAAAGAGGCCAACACAUCUGGCUAAUUAUACAAGUGGAGGUCAUGCUACUGAGAUCGAUUAUUGGCUAUUUCGUCAUCAAGACAUGAAGCUGGUAACGGAUACCAAAGUAAUUCCGUAUGACUGCAUCACCCCUCAACACUGA